This is a messenger RNA of Penicillium diatomitis, 270 nucleotides long. Its product is annotated as Tim10/DDP family zinc finger protein. The transcript is spliced from 2 exons. The record is from RefSeq and is a predicted model, not a curated record. NCBI's taxonomy places the organism in Eukaryota, Fungi, Ascomycota, Eurotiomycetes, Eurotiales, Aspergillaceae. The coding region runs from base 1 to 270 and encodes 89 amino acids. Gene Ontology annotation, biological process: protein insertion into mitochondrial inner membrane. Gene Ontology annotation, cellular component: mitochondrial inner membrane.
AUGUCGUUCCUCUUCGGUGGCCAGCCUAAGAUGAGCUCCGAGCAGAAGAUCGCUGCCGCUGAGACUGAGGUUGAGAUGAUCACGGACAUGUUCACACGUCUCUCUGAGUCCUGCACCAAGAAGUGUAUUCCGGCCGAUUACCGCGAGGGCGACCUCAACAAGGGCGAGUCCGUCUGCUUGGAUCGCUGCGUGUCCAAGUUCUUCGAGGUCAACGUCAAGGUCAGCGAGAAGAUGCAGCAGAACGCUGGCGGCGGUAUGGGUAUGAUGUAA